AUGAACGUCUAUACUUUAUUCUUGGUACAGGUCAUGUUAUGCGUUUGCAGACCCUGCCGCAUAGACAGGAUUCGAUACGAGUGCUACCUAGAAAAGAUGAAUUUCGUUCCAGAGCAAUAUACUGUACCUGCGGCAGGUCAUACACGUCCUCCCCUCCGUCUUGGAGCGUUGCUCGGUCUAGGUCUAUUACUUCCCAGUUCUCUCUUCAGCUUCCUGGUAGCCCUGUCAAUUCUGUCGUUCAACUUCAUUAGCGCAUUCGAGCUCGUCACCACAUUGGCCUUGGCCACAUCUCUCUUUCUCUUUGCCAGUGCCACGGCCUCUUCACCAUCAAAAUCGCUUGUGCAAACUGUACUGAGAAACUCCAAAUCCUCACUGACGAGCUCACAGACUUCCCGGUUGAGCCUUUCAAACCUCUUCUUCGGGCACUGGCGAAUAAACCUCUUCACAUUCCGGUCGCAUAGCACGCUGACGCGUAGCCACCUGCGUGCAAAUUCGAGGUUGUCCACACGUCUCCGCAAUUCUGCUUGCGCCUUCCGUAGUUCCCUCCGGAAUUCGGGGAGCCGCUCCGUUAAACCGGUGAUUGUGCGCUGCAGAUCGCGGAUGCGACGACGACGUCCGGGGGCGGUUUGA
Messenger RNA from Chondrus crispus (carragheen), 630 nucleotides. RefSeq lists its product as hypothetical. Lineage: Eukaryota; Rhodophyta; Florideophyceae; Gigartinales; Gigartinaceae. The record is from RefSeq and is a predicted model, not a curated record. The transcript has a single exon. Bases 1 to 630 code for a protein of 209 amino acids.